CACCCGUGAAAGUGUCGGCAGAUAGAAUUGUGUCACAUGCACCUAAGAUUACAUAAGCCAGUCACCCCCCGCCAAGAAACCCCAUGGAGUUAUGACAGUAUCGCACGCGCACUAGUGCCCCAAGCUUCCUCCCAAGUUCCUUCCCCAAGGUUACCUUCUUAUCACCUUCUCACCUCCAUAUUCACCCCCUCAGACCUGCCCUCCCGACUACUCUACAGAGCUCACUUCGAACGGCCGGAAAUCGACAAACCCCGCUAUAAACUGGACCUUCCCGCCGCGCGCCCCUCCACGCUUUAUCUCGCUCCUAUAUCUCACACCAACCAGCUGCGGCCGCCCCACCGAGUGCCUUCGGGCCCAUAUCGCUCAUCAUGAAUACGCGACCACAACUAAAUCCGGCCGACCGUCAGGUCGCCCUGUAUGCUGGCUUCAACCAGGACAGUUCGUGUUUCUCGGUCGGCGUGGACAACGGUUUCCACAUCUACAGCGCCGAUCCGUGCGAGCUUCAGGUCACCCGAGAGUUGAAGGGUGGCAUAGCUAUCGCCGAAAUGCUCGGUCGGGCCAACUUCCUUGCGCUCGUCGGCGGCGGCCGUAACCCCAGAUACGCGCAGAACAAAGUAAUAAUUUGGGACGACGCGAAGCGAAAGCCCGUGAUAUCGAUGGAGUUCCAUUCGGCGGUUCGAGCGGUGCGGCUGACGCGCACCAAAAUCGUCGUGGUACUCACGGGCCACGUGCACGUCUACACAUUCUCGUCACCGCCAACCAGAGACCACGUUUUCGAGACGUACGACAACCCGCUGGGACUCGUCGCCCUGUCCACGCAGACACUGGUGUUUCCAGGCAGAACACCGGGACAUGUGCAAUUGUGUGAUCUGGCAAGUGGGAAUAUUAGUAUCAUACCAGCGCACACCACGCCGCUGCGCGCCAUCACCAUCUCGCCCCAGGGUGAUUUGAUUGCCACCGCGUCCGAGAAGGGAACCAUAGUACGGGUUUACUCGGCCGCGAAUUGCAGUCUCGUCUGCGAGCUUCGUAGGGGAAUCGAUAAGGCUGUGGUGUACUCCCUUGCUAUCUCGCCAACUUCACAUCGCCUCGCAGUCACCUCCGAUAAGCGCACGCUGCACAUAUACGAGCUGCCCACGUACGGCCGACAUCCCUCGCAGGCCAGCAACUCGAGGCCAUCGUCAGCAAUGUCGAACGGUCCCGUCAGUGGUGAGAACAAACGGUGGUCGCUGCUUGGCAAACUGCCACUGUUGCCGAAAUAUUUCUCGAGCGAAUGGAGCGCUGCGCAUUCGGAAUUUGAGGGAGGCGGCACAGCUGCGGUUGGAUGGGUGGCAGAAGACGCAGUCGUGGUCGUCAGCGUUGGUGGAGGGAAGGAUGGCUUGGGGGAACCCCGAUGGGAGAAGUUUGUGCUCGUCGAGUCGAUGAACGGGGGUGGUGAAGAGUGCUUGCGGGAGGGAUGGAGGAGAUAUCUGGACAACGACUAGACACGACUGUUGGUCGAGUAUCAUUGGGCGGCUUCUUCUCCCUCUAUUGGAGCGAAGAAGAAGGGGGAGCGGGAUGGGUUGACCGGGUCUGCGCGUUUUCCUAGAUGGAUCUGAUACGGUUAUUUUUUCCUCGCUCUCUCUCUCUCUCUCUCGAUCCGCACCACCUAUACUCCUUUGCUUUAUUUUCUGUCUUUCCUCCAAUGGGCUCAGGGGGUAG
Messenger RNA from Tricharina praecox, 1698 nucleotides. Its product is annotated as WD40-repeat-containing domain protein. The transcript has 3 exons. Gene Ontology annotation, biological process: protein lipidation; nucleophagy; autophagy of mitochondrion. NCBI's taxonomy places the organism in Eukaryota, Fungi, Ascomycota, Pezizomycetes, Pezizales, Pyronemataceae. Gene Ontology annotation, cellular component: extrinsic component of membrane; phagophore assembly site membrane; cytosol. Gene Ontology annotation, molecular function: phosphatidylinositol-3-phosphate binding; phosphatidylinositol-3,5-bisphosphate binding; protein binding. The record is from RefSeq and is a predicted model, not a curated record. Bases 369 to 1481 code for a protein of 370 amino acids.